Molecule: messenger RNA, 347 nt
Organism: Neogale vison (American mink)
Lineage: Eukaryota; Metazoa; Chordata; Mammalia; Carnivora; Mustelidae
Source: the annotation of a RefSeq genome assembly
AUAAAUAUAAUAUUAAUUAUACUCAUCAAUGUUUCAUUAGCAUCCCUACUUGUCACAAUCGCAUUUUGACUCCCUCAAUUAAAUAUUUAUACAGAAAAAGCAAGCCCAUAUGAAUGCGGCUUCGAUCCACUAGGGUCAGCACGUUUACCUUUCUCCAUAAAAUUUUUUCUAGUAGCCAUUACAUUUUUGCUAUUUGACCUAGAAAUCGCUCUCCUUCUACCACUACCAUGAGCCUCACAAUCAAUUAACCUAAAAACCACACUCACUAUAGCACUAGCACUAGUUUCACUACUAGCCGCAAGCCUGGCCUAUGAAUGAACCGAAGAAGGCUUAGAGUGAAACGAAUA